CAGUGGUGAGCAGGUUUCUAGUCUCUUAAAUGGUGUAGGAGGAGACGGAUAUCUAUCAUGGAACGGUUCCAGUUUGAUAAAGAAAUCAAAAUACAAUGCCGAGAAUGAAACACGUGGAUUCGUGUGUCAGACAGGUAGGUACUAGACAUUUUUAAAAUCAAAAUACUAGCUUAACAUUAACGAAACAUAUAUAUAUAUUUUUACACUCCUCUGCAUGAGAAGAGAAAUAUAUUAAUUAACACAAAGCUUUUAAAAAAAAAAAUAUUUAAAAGGGAUUACAGAAUAAUGUUUCAAUCAAUAUACUUAUUCGAAUAAAUUGCAGUCAUAUUUAACUGCAAAUUGUAUAGGAUAAAUGUUCAAUAUUAAAUUACCCAAUAUAUAUAUAUAUAGCCUUUUAUCUUUGUUUAAACAGCUGCCGUAGACCAAAAUCCACGUCAUUACUUGGCCAUUCUCCCACACAUGCCUUUCACCAAUUCCAACACAGGAUAUCUCAAGGUAACGGCCAACUACACAUUUACUGUGUAUGUGAAGUUCCAAGUGAUGAAUGGCGAGAGCACUGGCGUGGAGGAUGAGCGCAUCGAAGCCCUAUCACCUAAAAAUGAAUUGAAAUAUGAACUGAAUUCUUCACCUGCCAGCUUACGAAAAGGUGAUUGUGUUUCUGAUAUAUUUCAACGAUCUUAAAUCUCAACAAAAUUAAUUUUGGCGUUAUUUUUUAAAAUAUUUUCUUCUUAAAGGGACGAAUCGGGAAUUGUAUUUUUAAAACAAGAUAGUGUAGUGAGAUUACUGUUUGUGUCUCUUGAACCAAACCGGGCCUAUAUCAGGUUGACCACCAAAAACGGAAUACAAGUCAAGAAAUCGACUCGAUCUUCAUGUAAGUUUUCGAUGACGACUGCAUCUAAAAUUUCGCUUCAAACACAAGCCAGUCAUUUUAUGUAGACACUCUCUGUUGUUCAAUGAUUCGAUAUACACACUCUAGCCAGAAACUCUGUAGAGAAAUUCUAGCCAGAUACUCGAUAGAGUCAGAUUCUAGCAUGAUACUCGAUAGAAACAGACAUUUGCCAGAUACUCGAUAGAGACAGACUCUAGCCAAAUACUCGAUAGAGACAGACUCUAGCCAGAUACUCGAUAGAGACAGAUUCUAGCGGGAUACUCGAUGGAGACACUCUACCACUAAGACAUUUUCUUGGCACCCGUUAUUUCGAUUUCAUCUCUUUUUGUUCUAUACAUUGACGGCCCACGGUCAAGUACAGAUUGCGGCGAGACCAACUGUAUAAAUUAGGUCAACCCUGUAUUAUAACCUUAUGAUAAGCAUCAAUGUACUAUUAACAUAAACUAGUAUCUGGGACCAUUAGUCGUAUUUGUUGACAUAUACAUUUUAAAUUAUGUUUGAUGGGAAAUCCUUGUACCCGCAAAAAUCUCAUGUCUGCAUUAAAAGUUCACUUCUAACUGUGUGUAACUCCUAAAGUUCCUUUCAUUCAAUCUCAGAAAUUGUCCUCAGGUUCUCGGUCAGCUUUUGUCAACAUAUACACCAACCAACCCGUCUCAGUAACACUAUUCGUUAUGGACGGACGUGAGCACGGGGCAGGGCAAGACAUCUUUUUAGCCAGCGCACGUGUCAACACCUCUAGUGCCACUUACCUUCUAUUUCCAAUGUUACCUGAAGUAAACGGUAAAUAUGUAUUUACAAGGUUGCUAGGUCUCCACAAAUUUAUCUACAAAGGGGCACAACAAACUAAUAUGAAAGAUCACCUUAUGCUCAACCUGUUCUUCCCCUUUUUUCUCAACCAUACUUUUUUUUUUCUUUUUUCGUAAAAUAUUCUUUAUUUUUAGUCAAAUGCCAUUUCUUCCUCAACCCUAUAACCUCAAUCCUAUAACCUCAACCCUAUAACCUCAACCCUAUAACUUCAACCCUAUAACCUCAACCCUAUAACCUCAACCCUAUAACCUCAACCCUAUAACCUCAAACCCUAUAACCUCAACCCUAUAACCUCAACACUAUAACCUCAACCCUAUAACCUCAACCCUAUAACCUCAACCCUAUAACCUCAACCCUAUAACUACAAUAAACUAUUCGAACUAAAACUUAAGGACACCAUUCUACACACCCCUGUCUUAAUAUUUAAUCCGCUAUUAACAACGUACUCUUUCCUAGCUCCACGAACGUUAUGCGAAAUGAAAUGAUAAGGGGAACAAAAAUAGGUGUUAAAAAAUUUACAUUUGUCCAUUUUCUCAUUCACGCCUUAAUUUAAAAUCAUUAAAAAAAUAAUAAAUCACCUUUGAACAAUUUUCAUUUCGAAAGAAAAAAAUAUUUGUUCAAAUAAUUUCCGUCCAACUACACGUCAAGAAAAUUUCUUGCGGAAAUAAUUUUUCAGGUCUAAUUAAGCCCUACCUAAAUCGGUACGAAUUUUGUCUAAAUUUGUCAAUUAUUUGAACGACUAUUUUGUGCUUUGGAAUAUUCCAUAAUAUUUCUUCUUAAGCAUCGAUUUUCUGCUUUAUGAUUUGUGAAACGCCCCCCUCCCCCCUUUUUUUUCCAUAAUUUAACUUAAGCCAAUAUUUAAUUCCAUCGAAACACAAUUUUGUCCCCCCCCCCCAAACAUUAUGCUUUAUGAUUUGUGAAAUGCCCCCCUCCCCCCUUUUUUUUCCAUAAUUUAACUUAAGCCAAUAUUUAAUGUCAUCUAAACACAAUUUUGUCCCCCCCCCCCCAAACAUUGAUUAUUGAAAUAAUUUGAUUUUCGCUUUAAGUUUUUCAGCUGCUCUAUUUUUUUUUAAAUUAUCCAUACAUUGAUGACACUAUUCCUGUAAUUGCAGACGUGAACGACACACGAGGUUCUGGAUUUAACCAAUGGAAGGAUGAAAUUAACAAGAAGCUAAUUGUUGACGCAAAAACCACAUCCGCUUACAGAAGGUCCAAAGAGUCCUCUCCGGACACGCGACUGUCAGCUAAAGUGAUCGGCAGUGUUCUUGGC
Molecule: messenger RNA, 2966 nt
Organism: Lymnaea stagnalis (great pond snail)
Lineage: Eukaryota; Metazoa; Mollusca; Gastropoda; Lymnaeidae
Source: the annotation of a GenBank genome assembly